CCCGGAGAGUUGUCGGCUGGGAAAUGGCGGCCGCGGGCUUGGUGGCUGUGGCCGCGGCUGCGGAGUACUCUGGCCCAGUGGCGUCCGGGGCAAACCUCUCCGGUGCUAACUGUGGGCCGAGCCCUGGGGUAGGCCCAGGUCCUGGCCCGGGCUCGUGGAGCCGCUCGGUCGACCGAGCCCUGGAGGAGGCUGCGGUCACCGGGGUGCUGAGCCUGAGCGGCCGGAAACUGAGGGAGUUUCCCCGGGGAGCGGCCAGCCAUGACCUGACGGACACCACCCGGGCCGACCUGUCACGAAAUCGCCUCUCAGAAAUUCCUGUGGAAGCAUGUCACUUUGUUUCUCUGGAAAGUCUUAACCUAUACCAGAAUUGUAUUCGUUAUAUCCCAGAGGCCGUUCUCAACUUACAAGCUCUGACGUUCUUGAAUAUUAGCCGGAACCAACUGUCAACAUUGCCAGUACACUUGUGUAACCUACCAUUGAAAGUCUUAAUUGCUAGUAAUAACAAAUUGGUCUCACUUCCUGAAGAAAUUGGACAUCUCAGACAUUUGACGGAACUUGAUGUGAGCUGCAAUGAAAUUCAAACUGUACCUUCCCAAAUUGGUAAUCUGGAAGCCUUGAGAGAUUUUAAUGUAAGAAGAAAUCAUCUAAUACGCUUGCCUGAAGAGCUGGCAGAGGUGCCACUGAUCCGACUAGACUUCUCGUGCAAUAAAGUCACCGCGAUCCCGGUGUGUUACCGGAACCUCAGGCACCUCCAGGUCAUCACCCUAGAAAACAACCCGCUGCAGUCACCUCCUGCGCAGAUAUGUAUAAAAGGCAAAAUCCACAUAUUUAAAUACCUGAACAUACAAGCUUGUAAGAUUGCUCCAGAUCUGCCAGAUUUUGAAAGGAGACCCUUGGGAUUUGGCUCGUGCCAUGAAGAACUGUACUCAGGUCGUCCUUACGGAGCCCUUGACUCAGGCUUCAAUAGUGUGGAUAGUGGGGAUAAGAGGUGGUCAGGAAAUGAGCCUACAGAUGAGUUUUCAGAUCUGCCUCUUCGAGUGGCAGAGAUUACUAAAGAGCAAAGACUUCGGAGAGAGAGCCAGUACCAGGAGAAUCGCAGCAGUGUGGUGGUCACAAAUGGCGGAGUGGAGCAUGAUCUGGAUCAGAUUGACUACAUUGACAGCUGUACUGCAGAAGAAGAAGAGAACGAUGUCAGACAGCCCAAAGGCUUGGACACCAACAGCCUCAGCUCACAGUUUAUGGCAUACAUUGAACACCGGCGAAUCUCCCAUGAGGGUUCACCAGUAAAGCCAAUAGCUGUUAGAGGGUUUCAGAAAACAGAAGACAUGAAAAGAUACUCACAUCAAAACAGGGUUCCAGUUGAGCCACCAUCUGUCUUAUCACUGCCACCAAGUCACAAUUGGCUUUCACAUUCAGACCUAGAGCUUCAUCAGAGGAGAGAACCGUCGGUCGAGUGCACUCGGAGAGAGGCACAGCUUGCAGCCCUGCAGUAUGAGGAGGAGAAAAUAAGGACCAAGCAGAUUCAGAGAGAUGCUGUCCUGGACUUUGUCAGACAGAAAGCAUCACAAAGUCCACAGAAACAGCAACCCCCCGGAGAUGGUGAGUGUCCCUUCCCAUCCCGAAGGUCUCAGCACACUGAUGAUAGUGCCUUGUUAGUGUCGCUGUCAGGGAUGGAUCAAGUAAGCUGUGUGGCUGCCCCGCCUCACUCUUCUGCCUUCACACCUCUUAAGAGUGACGACAGAGUUAUCUCAAGCUUUCCUACGACAGAGACAGUCCAUCAUUCCCCUGCAUAUUCUUUUCCUGCUGCUACCCAGAGAAAUCAGUCCCAACGCCCUGAAAGCUUCCUUUUCCGAGCCGCUGUUAGGGCAGAAACUAACAAAGGUUGUGCUCCAGCUCUUCUCCUGUCUUCUGCACCUGCAGCCGAUCCCGCAGAUCCUGUGACCAGACAGCGAGAAGAGGAGCUGAAGUUAAUAGACCAACUGCGCAAACAUAUUGAGUAUCGGUUAAAAGUAUCUCUGCCCUGUGAUCUUGGAGCGGCUCUAACUGAUGGUGUUGUACUUUGCCACUUAGCCAAUCAUGUUCGGCCUCGAUCUGUCCCAAGCAUUCAUGUCCCGUCUCCAGCCGUGCCUAAAUUAACAAUGGCAAAAUGCAGGAGAAAUGUGGAGAACUUCCUGGAUGCUUGCAGAAAAAUCGGUGUACCUCAGGAGCAAUUAUGUUUGCCUCUGCACAUUUUAGAAGAGAAAGGGUUGAGCCAGGUCGCGGUGACCGUCCAGGCCCUCCUGGAGCUUGCCCCACCCAAGCAGCAGCAGCAGCAGCAGCAGCAGCAGCAGCAGCAGCCGCCGCCGCCUCCACCGCCACAGCUGUCUGCUGUCUGAGGACUCCCAGGCCCUGGGUGGUGUUGGCACAGCCAAAACAAGGAGCGGGAGGAUGCGAUUGCCGGCGCCGCCUGCUCAGACGGCUCAGACGGAGCCCUGUGUGUUCCUAGACGCGGUCUUCACGAUUCCUGCCAGGAAUGUUUGCUUCACUUCUCCAUUUUAGGGGAGAUUAAACCCAUUUCCACUAGUUUUUGUUUUUAAUGAGGACACAAUUUUCUUAAGUGGAACUUUCGUUACUGAGGACCCCACCUGGAAGCCUAGGCUGGCUAUGCCUUCUUCGUGGGGAGCAGGCUCAUUUUUCAUGCCAGAGCCAGCAGCUUCCAAGCCGGGUAUUUAGCUCUCUCAGAGGACAGACAUGCCAUUAUCUUUCCCAAUUCCUGGAUGUCUACAGCUCACUGGUUUCCACAGUUGAGCUUCAUUCUCCUGGAGCAUUUGUGAAAUCCAGAUUUGCAUCAAAGUUUUGGCUGUGGCCUGGGAACCUGCAUUUGAGCAGACAUUGUAGUUGUUCUCAGGCAGUAGAGACCACUGUUCCAAGACACAUAGUUAUGUGGUUUGAGGGUCCUGCCCCGCUGCGUUUUCAACUGCAUUUAUAUCAAAGGCUGUGUUAUGAUGACUUGGACAGUUCUGUCAAAGAAAAGAAAACAGAAAUAAUAGAGAAGCCCUCGAUUCUGCACAAUCUAACAGCUAUUUAAACCAACGUCCAGGCCUCUCCCCAGCCCUGCCCACUACCACCCUAUCUUUUUCUAGAGGGUGGUUCUGUGCAUCACCCUGCUAUUUCCUAAACACGGAGACACACUCCACUCACAGUUCUAAGCUAUAAGGUAUAACGUUCUCAACAGUGUUUGCAUGUAACUCAGUGAGCCAUGCUGAUGCCAGGGCACCUGAACCGGGCACGGCAGGUGCCCUCCCAGCUCCUGGGGCCCUGAAGGAGAGCCACACUCUUACAUCCUCUCUCUCCUCCUCCCCACACCCGCUGCCUGUGCCUUACUGCACAGCUGUGAGCAGGGCACAAAAGGGCCCAGGGAUCCAACACAGCGUGGGCGGGCAUCUUUAGUUAAAUUUAAGCACAGAAGUUUUCCCUCCCCAGAGUUUGCAUACUUUUUAGUUCUUAGUUGUCUCUUUGGUGUUUGGUGUGGCAAAUAGAGUAAUUUCAUAAAGCUGUUUAAUAGGGCUUUUCUGUAUAGUCGUUCACUUUUAUGGGUUUUCUUCCCAAGGCUUGCAUUUGAGAACAGUAUUGACCCUGUGCAGCAUCUAAAAGUAAUAACUUUGAUACUGGACCGUGGUUCCAUCCCCAGCACCACCUAAAAUUAGGUGCAGAGAGGCACACGAGCCUGUAAUUCCAAACAUUCCAAAAGUGGAAGCUGGGUGGUCAGGAUUUGGCAGGAUGCUAGGUAACUGCAGCCCACCUGGGCUGUAGUAGACUGUGCUGAAGAGCUGCCUCAGCAGUUGAGGGCCCUGGCUGCUCUUGCAGAGGGUCAGGGUUCAAUUCCCAGCACCCACAUGGCAGUUCAUAACUGAUGCCCUCCAAUGACUUCCUCAGGUACCAGGCAUGUACAUGGUACACAUACAUACAUGAAGAUAAAACACUCAUACAUGUAAAAAUUUUUUUUAAAUAUCCUUCCUCUAAAAGUGACUUUGAACAAAAUCAUUUUAAGUAUCUAGUGAAAAUAAUUUCUCCUUGUUUGUGCAGAGAAGUUUUUAUUAGAACAUUGCUACAGAACAUUGCUACUUUAUCCAAGUUUAGAAGCAUGUAACAGCAGCCGGGCAUGGUGGCACAUGCCUGUAACUCAGGAGGCUAGGGCAGGAGGAUCGUGAAUUUGAGGCCAGCCUAGGCUACACUACAAGACCUUAUCUCAAGGUGAGUAUAUCAUCGUAGCGCAUCUGGGCUCCCGCCCAGCCCGCAGGCUCCUCCCGAGCGGAAGCAGCAAGGCUUCUUCACCAGCUAUGCUGCUGGGCUGGCACACUUUCCUUCUAGUCCACAUUAAACCUCAGCAUCAUUUCCACAUUCUAGAUCGCAGUAUUGUGUAGAAAAUGAGUCCAGAAGACUUACGAGGGUUCCCUAGAGUAAGUCGACCUUGCACCGUGUGGUAGCACAUGUCUUUAAUCCUAGCUUUUGAGAGGCAGAGGAGGUGGAUCUGGUCUACACAGUGAGACCCUACCUCAGAAAAAAAGAGGACAUUUUAACAUUUUAAUUUUUCAUGUGAGACCUUAUGUACUUAUCAGGCUAAUUCAGAUUUAAUUAUUAGGAAACAUUUGCACAGUUUGGGCUGAGGUUGUUACAGGUUUUCUGAGUCAGCAUAUAACAACAAAUCAGGUUUUCUGUUGGUCUUUUGUGACUUCAUAUGUCUGUUUCUAAGUUGAAGAACAAUUCAUUUUGAUAUUUAACCUUGCUAGAGACCCCAGUGUAGGAUAGUUAGUCUUGUCAUAGUCCCCUAACCAGAACUGGCUACCUUACCAGUGCUGAGGAUGGACAAGCCAGGUGCCUGCCCAGCCCUACCCUGCCCCUACAGAGAUGUCACGUCAGCAGUCUCCAGGCUCUCAGAGGCAUCUCUGCCUAGCACUCGCACCAGGAUCCUCCUGUAAUGAGCGGCUCUGAGGGACUCACGGAGGAACCCUUGUAUCUGGCUAGAACAGACUAGAAAAGGUGGAUCAGUGGGUGGUUUCCAACCCAGCCGCUCUGUAAAUACACCCUUGCAGCUCAUCAAGGAGCCUGUAAUCUGGUCUCCUCUAGUCAGCAGUGACUAACAACGCGCUAUGCUGAUGAGUUGGAAGAGCUAAGAAGAAUUUAGAUGGUUGUAGAAAUGAAGGAAAAACUCGUGUAGAAGCCUUUUAUAUACACAUUGCAGUGAGGUGCUUACAGCAGAUUUGACUUCUGAAAUGUUACACACAUGUAAUUAGUAAAAGGUUUUGUAAACAUUGUCCUAUAUUUGUAUGUCUGUAAAUACACUGUGUAAGUUUUAAGUAUAAAUAUGUCAAUACCGUGUAUGUUAUUUUAAGUUGCCUGUAUGCCAUCUUAUAUGUGGACAUUAAAAUAAAAGCCAAUACUUCAGCAGCAUGUAAUAAAUAAACACUUGCAAAUGUUCAA
Peromyscus californicus insignis is the source of this 5460-nucleotide messenger RNA. It is a transcript of the gene Lrch3, whose product is annotated as leucine rich repeats and calponin homology domain containing 3. Gene Ontology annotation, molecular function: protein binding. The record is from RefSeq and is a predicted model, not a curated record. The transcript has 21 exons. Lineage: Eukaryota; Metazoa; Chordata; Mammalia; Rodentia; Cricetidae. Bases 24 to 2375 code for a protein of 783 amino acids.